CGGAGACAAUAGGACGCAGAGCUGGACGGGGUGCAAGAUGUUCGGCGCCACAUCCACACGGCUUACACCUCGACCGGGCGUCUCUCCUGGCUCACCUGGCCCUAGCAUGCGCUCACUUUUACCUGCGUGUUUACCAGCAGUCUGGGCAGACAUGGGGGGAUAUCUCAGCCUCCACAUGGGAACCAACUGAAGGUGACACCUGCACCCGCCUCCGCGUCCAUUUGCCAUUUUCUUCCCCCAGUCCGGUAUCUGAAGCAGUCCCCAUGAGUUCCUCUCCGCUGGUUUCUCGAGCAAACAUGGACAUCCUGGAUGAGCUGCAGCUGAUCGCCGCCCAAAACCUGGAGAGACUGGAGGUCAACAAGUACUACGAGGUGAUCAGGGAGCUGGGCAAGGGCACCUACGGGAAGGUGGACCUGGUCAUCCACAAAAUCAGAGGUACAAAAAUGGCACUGAAGUUCCUAAAAAAGAAGACGACCAAGCUGAAGUCAUUUAUUCGGGAGUACAGCGUCUCCCUCUACCUGUCCCCCUGCCCCUUCAUCAUCAACAUGUUCGGCAUCGCCUUCGAGACAGACGAGUACUACGUUUUUGCACAGGAGUACGCGCUGGCAGGAGAUCUCUUCGAUAUCAUUCCUCCACAGGUUGGUCUUCCUGAGGCAGUUGCAAAGCGAUGUGUGCACCAAGUAGCCAUCGCUCUGGACUAUCUGCACUGUAAGAAGCUAGUCCACAGGGACAUCAAGCCUGAAAACAUUCUCAUUUUUGACCGAGAGUGCCGCAAAGUCAAACUGUCUGACUUCGGUAUGACCCGUCGGGCUGGCUCGCCGGUGAAAAGAGUGAGUGGAACCAUCCCCUACACGGCUCCGGAGCUUUGCGACGUGUCCCGCCACGAGGGUUUCUGCGUGGACUACAGCACGGACGUCUGGGCCUUUGGGGUUCUGCUUUUCUGCAUGCUGACUGGAAACUUCCCCUGGGAGAAGGCGCUGCCCUCCGAUUUAUUCUACCAGGAGUUCAUCCGCUGGCAGAGAAGGAGGACGAACGCGGUGCCGUCGCAGUGGAGGCGCUUCACCGAGCAGGCGCUCCGAAUGUUCCGCCGACUGCUCUCGGUGGAGCAGGACAGACGCUGCUCCGUCAAAGAGGUGUUCGGCUACUUCAGCCACUCAUGGAUGCUGGACACAGAGAACAACAACAAUGGCAGCGCAGCAGGAGGAGGUGGCGGGGAGAGGGUUGGCAACGGUGGUGGAGGAGGCGGAGGGAGUCAACGAGGAGAGGUGGAAGGCACGAUUUCAACAUCUUCAUCUGGAGAAGAAGAUGAGGAGCUCCUGGUGGAGAGGAUGAAGCAGCAGACUCUGUCGCCUCGCUCCCCGAUGUCCCCCCACUCUCCCAUGUCUCCCAUGGUGGUGGAGAGGGGGAGCGGCGGCGCUGCGGCCAAAGGAGGGAUGAUGGAGCCAGGUGGUGGACACCAUUUUGUGUCCGUCUCCACUAACAGCUCCGUGUCAUCCACCAACAGCUACGACCGAAUCCCACGAGAAAACAGCUCUCCAGGUGGGCGCAUGCUGGUGGCUACACCCAUAGAAAUCUGCGUCUGAGCUCUUCAGAAGGUUUUACACACUUUAUACCUCCCAUCCUAGUUGUGCAUGCAUUUAAAAAGAAGCCGACUAAGUAUUAACAUGUUUUAAACAUCUUGGAACGGAGGAGCACAGCGUUGAAGAGGACGUUUUUGUCCACACAUUCCUCGUUUGGUCUGAUGUCUUCGGCAGACGUCGACAGAAGUCCUGUUUGGACUUCUCACCUAAUGUUCAAAUUGUGCAUCGUUGACAAAUCCUCCUGUAAAAUAGGCCAAAA
Melanotaenia boesemani (Boeseman's rainbowfish) is the source of this 1839-nucleotide messenger RNA. It is a transcript of the gene bsk146, whose product is annotated as brain specific kinase 146. Bases 264 to 1583 code for a protein of 439 amino acids. The record is from RefSeq and is a predicted model, not a curated record. Gene Ontology annotation, biological process: peptidyl-serine phosphorylation; peptidyl-threonine phosphorylation. NCBI's taxonomy places the organism in Eukaryota, Metazoa, Chordata, Actinopteri, Atheriniformes, Melanotaeniidae. The transcript has 5 exons. Gene Ontology annotation, molecular function: protein serine/threonine kinase activity; ATP binding.